CCCACACACGUCCCCGCGGCGGCACGGGCCACCUUCUGCGGAGCCUCGGGGGCUUCACCGCCGUCGCACGUCCGCCGGCUGCGCUCUGCGGCCCCGCAGUAAGCCCCAUCCGGUGAAGAGCCGCGGUCUGGUCACCCCAGUCCUGCCAGGUCCCGCUGCGAGGGGAGGCGGAGGGACUCGCUCAGCAAACCAGACGGCCGCUCCAGUUUCUCUAACUGGGGUUGGGGCCGGGUCACCCUUCCCCAGAGCUCGGCCGCGGGGGAGCGAAGGGACUUCUGAGGACUGCAUAGGGCGCCUCCCGGGACCCACAGCUUGGCUCGCCCGGCCCCUUUUGAACAUCAGCUGAGGCUGGACUCGGAGGAGAUCUCUCUGUGGGGCGCGGAUGAGUUCUUCCACGAGGACCAGCUGCGGCCGGGCUGCAGCCGCUCUCCGGUUGCUGAUCCCACAGAAAUGGUGCUUGCCCCAUGGCCUGAGUGGGCAUGACCCGGCUUAGCGAAGACUGCAAACUCUAAGCUUUUCCGAAUCAAAUGCCCCUCCCUGCCCAGACUGUCUGUGCCGAGAAAGUGAAAAUGGCAGACAAUUUUUCGCUCCAUGAUGCCUUAUCUGGGUCUGGAAACCCAAACCCUCAAGGAUGGCCUGGCCAAUGGGGGAACCAGCCUGCUGGGGCAGGGGGCUACCCAGGGGCCUCCUAUCCUGGGGCCUACCCCGGGCAGGCACCCCCAGGGGUUUAUCCUGGACAGGCACCUCCAGGCGCCUACCCUGGAGCACCUGGAGCUUAUUCCGGAGCAUCUGGAGUCUACCCAGGGCCACCCAGUGGCGCUGGGGCCUACCCAUCUCCUGGACAGCCAAGUGCUCCUGGAGCCUACCCUGCCACUGGGCCCUAUGGCGCCCCUGCUGGGCCACUGUCUGUGCCUUAUAACCUGCCUUUGCCUGGAGGAGUGGUGCCUCGCAUGCUGAUAACAAUUCUGGGCACGGUGAAGCCUAAUGCAAACAGAAUUGCUUUAGAUUUCAAGAGAAGGAAUGAUGUUGCCUUCCACUUUAACCCACGCUUCAAUGAGAACAACAGGAGAGUCAUUGUUUGCAAUACAAAGCUGGAUAAUAACUGGGGAAGGGAAGAAAGACAGUCGGUUUUCCCAUUUGAAAGUGGGAAACCAUUCAAAAUACAAGUACUGGUUGAAUCUGACCACUUCAAGGUUGCGGUGAAUGAUGCUCACUUGUUGCAGUACAAUCAUCGGGUUAAACAGCUCAAUGAAAUCAGCCAACUGGGAAUUUCUGGUGACAUAGACCUCACCAACGCUUCAUACACCAUGAUAUAAUCUGAAAGGGGCAGACUAAAAAAAAAAUCUAAACCUUACAUGUGUAAAGGCUUUAUGUUCACUGUGAGUGAAAAUUUUUACAUUCAUCAAUAUCCUUCUUGUAAGUCAUCUACUUAAUAAAUAUUAUAGUGAAUUACCUGUC
Messenger RNA from Mandrillus leucophaeus (drill), 1458 nucleotides. RefSeq names its product lectin, galactoside-binding, soluble, 3 (gene LGALS3). Gene Ontology annotation, molecular function: laminin binding; carbohydrate binding; IgE binding. The coding region runs from base 528 to 1316 and encodes 262 amino acids. The record is from RefSeq and is a predicted model, not a curated record. Lineage: Eukaryota; Metazoa; Chordata; Mammalia; Primates; Cercopithecidae. Gene Ontology annotation, cellular component: immunological synapse; nucleus. The transcript has 6 exons. Gene Ontology annotation, biological process: positive regulation of calcium ion import; neutrophil chemotaxis; positive chemotaxis.